Orbicella faveolata is the source of this 994-nucleotide messenger RNA. RefSeq lists its product as uncharacterized. NCBI's taxonomy places the organism in Eukaryota, Metazoa, Cnidaria, Anthozoa, Scleractinia, Merulinidae. The record is from RefSeq and is a predicted model, not a curated record.
UUCUUGAUGAAUUGAGGAGCGUGAAGACACAGUCGCUGUUUCACACUUGUUAAUUGCCAUGGUUUGAAUAAUUAUAGCAUAAUUUAUUUUUCGGCUGUUGUGCCAGUGCCGUUUUUUGUCUACGGUCUUAAUAAGCACCCUUAAUACCUAGGAAGAGUAAACCAUAGACAUGGCCUCAGUCAUAAUUUUUUUUUUCUGGCUACGGCCCUGUAUGCAGUAAUCAGCCAGCCAAAAUAAUUGGUUAUAUUUUUAAAAAGAAGUAAGUGCUUAGACCUUUUUCAAUUUCAACUUUCUAAAUUCCCGUUCUUUAAGUUGACACUUAGCUAAUUUUCAUUGCCACCCGCUACAGCAUCUUAACAACCAACCACUUCAUUCAACGCUGUCAAUAUAUGAGAACCACCCAUUAGGCUGAUGACAUUACUCAGUUUAAACACAAGAACAUCUGCUGUCAAAUUAAAGGCAGAAACUUGCUGAAACUCCCUGAGACUCUCAAUUUAUCAUCCAGAAGAUGAUGGCUUCUUCACUGGAGAUUCAGUUGAAGCAUAAAUUUGCAAUCAACCUUUACAUCAUUUGUAUUUCACUUGGAAUCAUUUCCUCGAUAUGUUGUGGUUGCUUUGACGAUGAAUGUCGCAACAUCAUAUUCAAAGAACCAGUUGCAAACAAGGCAAUGAAGAACCACGUGAUUAAGAGUGAGGAGGUGCCCAGUGAAGGGAGCUGUCGCUUGAUGUGCUAUAUGGAGCCCAAUUGUGUGUCCAUCAAUUUAGGAGCAUUGGAGGAAGGAAAACACAAAUGCGAGUUAAACAACGCUACAGAUGAAAACCAGUUUGCAAAUUCUCUUGUAAAUAAACCGGCUCUUACCUAUCUUGCUAUCGAGAAUCUCUGUAGCAGCAACCCAUGUUUGAACAAUGGAACCUGUCAAGCUGGAUUCACCAGUAAAGGAUAUCGUUGUAUCUGUCGCCCUGGAUUCACAGGAACGAACUGUCGUAAAGAUUGA